This is a messenger RNA of Oncorhynchus gorbuscha (pink salmon), 8438 nucleotides long. RefSeq names its product signal-induced proliferation-associated protein 1-like. Gene Ontology annotation, cellular component: cytoplasm; Golgi apparatus; plasma membrane. NCBI's taxonomy places the organism in Eukaryota, Metazoa, Chordata, Actinopteri, Salmoniformes, Salmonidae. Gene Ontology annotation, molecular function: protein binding; GTPase activator activity. The record is from RefSeq and is a predicted model, not a curated record. The coding region runs from base 903 to 4709 and encodes 1268 amino acids. Gene Ontology annotation, biological process: epithelial cell morphogenesis; establishment of epithelial cell polarity; regulation of small GTPase mediated signal transduction. The transcript is spliced from 16 exons.
GGUUGGCUUUAGUGUGAUUUGAAUGGGCGUGAGAGAGAGCGUGAGGGACUGAGCAAAUCAACCUGCCUCUUUUGACUGAACAACGCGAUGGAAGAGCUGAGCUCCUAGCCACACUGAUCAGAGAGGAGUUUUAUUUUUGGAGAGAGGAAGAAGGGAGCAGACAAGGGGAACCGAAGAGGGACGAGGAGGAGAAAAGACAUCAGAGUGGGGAUAGAUAGCAGAAAAAUGCUGUCAUGGGGAGAGGGGAAGGGAGCAGACAGAAAGGAACAGAAUGAGACCAGGCAGGGUGGAGCGGAGCUGAAAUGUGGAGGUGUCCAGUGGAAGAGACCAAAGAGAAGCAAGCAGGUGCUGAGGGGUGGGAGCUGAUGGAUGACAGAUCAGAGAGGCCAACACACACGCAAAUCCUCCCCAACCCAGAGGACAGAGAGCUGGACCAAACCACGACUGGACCACACUACGACUGGACCACACUACGACUGGACCCCACCACGACUGGACCACACCACGACUGGACCACACCACGACUGGACCCCACUACGACUGGACCCCACUACGACUGGACCCCACCACGACUGGACCCCACCACGACUGGACCCCACUACGACUGGACCCCACCACGACUGGACCCCACCACGACUGGACCCCACUACGACUGGACCACACCACGACUGAGGCACACCAGAAUAGUAGUCAUCUGCAAAGCCAAAGCUGGAGGACGUCCUAAAGGAACUUGGAAUGGGUGUACGUUUUCCAGACCUAAAACAUAUUAUUGUAUCUGAUACAGUCAUCUAAUAGUCCUUUGCAUUUUGUUAUUGAAUGUGGAUGAAGACCACGUGUAGUCCUCUUACUCAUCAGGCUUGACACAGUGAGGAGAGAUAGUUGGAGUCGGAGUCUGAGGCACCAUGCAGUCUGACGACCUCUUUCUACGCAAGUUUUGCCGGCAGAGGCCACGACCCCCUCUGACAACGGUCAACUUUGACUCUAAGCGGGAGGGUGGGGUAAGGGCGCGGGUGGUGGCAGGGGAGUGGCCCCCGAGGAGGGAUGGAACAGAUGGGGAGAGUCUUACUACUCCGAGCUGUGUGGGUCUGAACCUGAGGUCAGUGGGCCGAGGACACAUCAUGCAGAGAAGCAACAGUGACGUGACGCUGGGAGACCUGGACUCCUCUGGUAAGGCGGGAGGGAAGGCAACACGGGCGGUGGGGGAGAAGGCAGGUGCCGGGGCCCAGGAGGACUCAGGGGUGGUGCUGCACAGGGAGUAUGGAAGCCUCUCCUCACUGGAGAGACAGAUAGGUCUGUCAGGAAUACAGGACCCGAGUGCAGAGGACCAAGGCGUUCUGAGCCCCAACGCCCUCCGCUUCAAAGACCCCUUUCUGCUGCUGGGCCUGCAGGGAACCCCCCCAGAGCCUGACGGCUUCUUCAGGGCUCUGUCCACCCCCGCAGGAGACACCCCAAAACCAGCCAAGCCCCCAAAGCCUGAGGGGCUGAGCAAGAAGGCCAAGCCCUCUUCUCCACAGGUCCCCCAACCAGGUCCUUAUGACAACCUGGGUGGAGGAGCCUGGGUCAGGAAUGUUGCCCACUAUGAUGUCCAGAGCAUUUUGUUUGACCUCACAGAGGCGGCCAGCAACCGAGACAGCAUCGGCCGCAAAAAGAACAUCACCUCAGGGGCAUCGGCUGCCUCAACGAUGCGUCCCCUCACCCAAUCCACGCCCUCGCAGAGCGGGGGCGGUGUUGGGGGGGCUGUGGAGGACCCCUCCCUGGACGAAGGAGAUGGCAUCGACAACGAGCUGCUGCUCAGCUGCCCCCACUUCCGCAAUGAGAUGGGGGGUGAGGAGCGGGCGGGCCUGGGGAAUACGCAUGGCAGAGGGGGUCUGUGGCUAAGCCUGAGGAACCCCAACGAUGCUGUCUCAGUACUGGAGGAACCCAGAGAGAGCCACAUCCAACAGCAGGGCAAGAGCAACUAUUUCAUAGAACACGCAGACCUGGGAGCCCACUACUACCGCAAAUACUUCUACAUGAAAGAUCAUCAGAACUUCUUUGGCAUGGAUGACCGCCUUGGUCCAGUGGCCAUCAGCUUCCGUAGAGAGGAGAAGGAGGGGUCCAGUGGAGCUCAGUAUAACUACAGGAUCAUCUUCAGAACCACUGAGCUGAAGACUCUGCGAGGCUCCAUCCUGGAGGAGUCCGUGCCCUCAGCGGCCCGCCACACCACCCCCCGAGGCCUGUCUCCCAAGAGGCUCCUGGAGUUCAUCAUCCCAGAGCUCAACCUCCACUGCCUGCGCCUGGCCUCCACCUCACCCAAGGUCCGAGACACCCUGCUCAAGCUGGACGAACAAGGGCUGAACUUCCAGAGGAAGGUGGGGGUGAUGUACUGCCGUGCAGGCCAGAGCUCUGAGGAGGACAUGUAUAACAACGAGAGCUCGGGGCCGGCCUUCGAGGAGUUCCUGGAUCUGCUGGGGGAGCGGGUGAAUCUGAAAGGCUGGGAGAAGUACCGAGCUCAGUUGGACACCAAGACGGACUCAACAGGGACCCAGUCCCUCUACACACACUACCAGGACUAUGAGGUGAUGUUCCAUGUGUCCACCAUGCUGCCCUACACGGCCAACAACACACAACAGUUGCUGAGAAAGAGGCACAUUGGGAAUGACAUAGUGACCAUAGUGUUCCAGGAGCCAGGGGCUCUGCCCUUCACUCCUAAGGCCAUCCGCUCCCAUUUCCAACAUGUCUUCAUCAUCGUCCAGGUGGAACAGUCCUGCUCUGACCAUACCUACUACAAGGUGGCGGUGACACGCUCCAAAGACAUCCCGUUAUUUGGGCCUCUGUUCCCUAAGGGUGCUCGAUUCCCCCGUUCCCCUGCCUUCAGAGACUUCCUGCUGGCCAAGGCGGUGAACGCUGAGAACGCUGCCGAGAAGGCAGAGAAGUUCCGCUCCAUGGCCACGCGUACACGGCAGGAGUACCUGAAGGACCUGGCAGAGAACUACGUGACCACCACGCCAAUCGACUCCUCCACCAAGUUCCCCCUGCUGUCCCUGGGUAGCAAACGCAAAGACAAACUGAAGGGGGCCAAGGGGGCAGAGCUGCACAGUGCUGGGGCAUUGGUCUGGGCUGUGAUGGCCACCAGUGGGAAUGAGGGGGAGACAGGAGGACACAAGCUGCCCUGUCUACUGGGGGUCUCAGCUGAAUCAGUGGUGUUGAUCGAGAGAUACACACGGAGGGUGGUGUUCAACUGCUGCUGCCGCGAUGUGAUUGGCUGGAAGGCGGUGAUAGACAGCAGGGCCAUAGGCGGGCCUUGCCUGGAUAUCUUCUAUGAGAGGGGGGAGGCUGUGUCAAUCAGUGUGAUGGACAGCCAGGCGGAGGAGAUACGGGAGAUGGUGCAGAGACUAGAGUUGGUGACGCGGGGGUGCGAGGCACGGGAGGUGACCCCCCUGCGUGACGGGGUCGGCCAGCCAGGCUUCCUGAUGAGCGAGGAGGGCUUUGUGACGGAUCUGCAGCGGUUCGGCUAUGCGGAGAGCGGGGGUCUGCAGCUGGGGGCACGGGUGGUGCGUCUGUGUGGCCACGCCCUGGUGCACCUAGGACCAGAGGAAAGAACCAGACUGCUCCGCACCGCCCACAAGAUCCACAUCACCGUCAUCCCUCCAGAUGAGAACGGCAAGCCCCGCAGGAGUUUCUCAGAGUUAUACCAGAAAGCCAUCCAGGAUGCAGAGCGUAAGCCUGGGGAGGGCCAGUCUGGAGAGGCCUGGGUGCUGGACGAGGGGGAGGAGGAGGAAGAGAUGGAGGAAGAGGAGCGGGAACAGGGAGAGGGGAAGGAGGCGGAGACGAUGGAGGGACCAGCAGAGGGAGGAGAGGCUGAGGACAGGCUGUCAGAGACUGGACAGGGUGAGGAGGACCAGGGGGACCAGGGCUCCCUCCUCUCCCCACCCAGCCUGCCUCUGUUACGGGCCACCUCCCUGCAGGACCACCCACUCAACCAGACCGUGGAGAUCACCCCCUCCCAGCUAACACGCAGCUACUCCCUAGAGAGGCACCCGUCCUGCCGAGACACAUGUGACAGGCAUGUGUAUGACAACGUGGGUGUGAAGUUGAAACAUCACAUCUAUGAGAACCCAGGGGAGCUGAGAGACGCCACGCCUGACCUCAUCCUGGCUGUCAAACCCAAGAUGCCCCUGGACGACGAGCGGGCACAGAGACACACACAGUUUGUGGGGGCUGAGUUGGGUGAGGAGAGGCCAUCAGCGAGUGACCCCUCCCUGUCCUCCACCCGGUUGUCAUGUCUGAACAGAGCGGAGAGAAACUCCCGAGCCCUGAGCCUACACAACUCCAUCACCAAGAUCCUGUCAGAGACCACAGAUUCCUCAGAGGAGGAGUGGCAGUCUAUAGCUGAUCUAGCCACAGCAUGCCGCAGCAUCCUAGAAGCCCUGUCACGUGAAGCAGGAGAUGGGACCCAAGGAGCAGACUCCCUGACAGAUGGCAAGCUAAAGGACAUGAAGGACAGUGACUCACCGGGCCACCUGGAGGAGAAGGUGUCCCAGCUGGAGGACAUGCUGAAGAGGCUGCAGGACGACUUGCAAAAGGAGAAGGAGGACAAGGCGGUGCUGCAGGCCGAGGUGCAGAGCCUCAGGCAGAAUAACCAGCGGCUGCAGGAGGAAUCCCAGAGCACCGUGGCCCGCCUCAUCAAAGUCACCGAGCUGCUGUGCAAUGUCAACAAGCCCUGCUAGCUCUGUCACAGUACACACUAUGUGUACACAGACACACAAACACACACACAAGAUCACACACAAACAAACGCAGACAAUCAAGAUCAUAAACACAUUCCGGACACACCACAUUCAAUAUUGUAUACAAACACCCAUGCACAAUACAUCAACAUACUCUAUUACUGUUGCUCACUGUAUAUUAAUACAGACACACACACACACACACACGCAUAAUACUCUGCAUUCUGUAGAAUGAUAUUUGAACUCUGGACCAGCCCAUGAGUGUCAAACCAACUGAAAAACAACCCUGAGUCAUUUCUCACCAUCUGAUGGUCUUCUCAAUAGCUUGACCAGUUGAGAGGCAUGUCCAGGGUUGCUCUUUACCCAAUAGUGUGUUUCUUUGUACCGUGAGUGUGCGCGUGCGUGCAUCACCAUGGUUAUUUUAUCUUGCUUCACAUACUUGACAAGUUGGGCAGAAUAGCAAUUGCGUAAAGCUACCCAGUUGAUUUAGAUGAAGAGACACAUGUGCAGCAUGUUUGAUGGCUGUUUAUUUCAAUUGACCCAAAGUGUGUGUACAGUAUGUAAACAGUAGUCUCUCUCCUCUCUGCUCAACCCUCUCCAUGAUAUGCAACGUCUCGGACUGAGAACAAACAGCUCAGCUGUGCACCAUUAGAGGGGAUGGCCUAGGAGCUACAUAGGGAAAAUGACAUGCAUGCUUGAAAAGACGGACUGAUGCAUACUGACCCUUCCUCUCUCUGCCAACCUGCUCACAGAAUGGUUAGUUCGUUGUGUAGAGACACUAUUCUCUCCCCUCCCUACCGACUCAGCUUCAUUUGAAGGGUUAUGGACUUGAGUCGGCAAGUAACAGAGUAUUUCACAUCUGCUUUCAGGGAAUGAGAUGCAAUUUAGUUAUAAGGGAAUUGACUCACCGAAUGCACUCAGAGAGCUGGAUAUGGAAGUGGAUAAUACCUUGGAUGAGGAUGAAACAAUGGAACUUUAUCCCUUAAAGAAUGGCUGUAGAAGCUACACUGUAGAAAGUACGCCUCCUGCUGGACUGAGCCAUGCAUUGCCACACGGCAGCUCUCCUUUCAAAGAAAAAAAAACAUUGUAGAGAUUUAAUGUAAACUGAACAGGAUUCCUUUAGUGAACACAGCCAUCUGUGUUCAAUUAUAUUUUGUGUUUGUUUGUUUGCUGGCUACAAUGAUACUUCAGUGUAUUUUACAUUUAUUCGGAAAGGUUCUAGAGUGGUUGACUGUGGGUGAGGGAUUCCCUCAUUUCAUCUUUCUGUGUGUGUGUACCUACUGUAUGUGUUUCUGCGUUGUUUUUGCACUUUUAGCAUAACCUAUAUGGGCAUGGGCCAGGGCACUAUUUAACCUCCUGCCCAGGUUUAUGCCUUGCUUGAAAAAUGAAAGUGGAUUUGAUCUCACCCCACCUCAUCUUCAGGUCCACUGCUGAUGACGCCAAUAACAAUAUGAGAUCAGAGGAGGACGGGAUUAUUCCUCCUCCAAGACUGUUCUGCCAAAAGACGCCAGGGCAGAUCUCCUACACCCCACUCAGACCACUGGACCCAGCUGUGACACGCCCAAAAUAACUAGACUUAAAAUUUGGAAGGAAUGCCAAACAAUCGUCAAUCACACUGUCUCAAUGCUACUUUUUAAAGACCUACCCUUUUACUUCCUCUUGUGAUUUUAUUUUAGAGUCACUGUGAUUGCCCGGUACCAGCAGAUUACAAUAUAUUCUAAUUAAAUAAAACAUCUAGACUAUAUCUAUAUGUGAAGAUGACAUGUACAGCUGAAGUGUUUAAUGUUACUUAGCGCAUUCGGUUGUGUAUGCUGUCCAUUGCAGGAUGGUUUAAUAUGCAGACCAGUGUAAAUGUGGCCGAACAGGCUGUUUGAUCCAUGCUGUUUGAAAUGGUGAUGCCUUGUUGGAAAUGAUUAGUAGAGUUGAGAAGUGGAAGAAUAUCUGAUGUUUUACUGUGUUCUUCUGUAUAGUUCUUUAGAUUCUAGGAGGUUGUUGAAGCAUGAUACUGCACCAGGCAACUUCCCUGCUCCCCUGUGUGUGUGUGUGUGUGUGUGUGUGUGUGUGUGUGUGUGUGUGUGUGUGUGUGUGUGUGUGUGUGUGUGUGUGUGUGUGUGUGUGUGUGUGUGUGUGUGUGUGUGUGUGUGUGUGUGUGUGUGUGUAUGUGUAUGUAUGUAUGUAUAAAAAUGUAAUAACUUAUUAAUCUUGCAAAUGUGGAAUUCCUUGUUGGAUGUUUUAAUACAGGGGGGGUGGGAAGCAAUUACAUGUGCUAAAAAGUUCAACUGGUAUGGUGGGGGUUGGUUUUAAGGAAUAAUCUUUUUUGGUAGAAAUUCAAACAUAAGAAGACAGCAGGAAAUAUAUUUCUGCAAUGUUCUAGUAUUUCUUGGGGAAAUAAUAUUGGUUAUCAUUGUCAUAUUACUAUUGAGCUAUUCAUUCAGAGCUCCUACGUUCACAUUCAAUAAGGUCUCUAAAGCCACUAGGUACGUGUUAAAGAGUGACUCUCAGACUGUCCACAGAGGACCGGACAGACAGCAUGGUCAGACUGGUUCAUGUGAAGGCUUCUCUCUCAGACAAUGAACGGUAACUCAGCUUGGUGUCUUCAUUUCAGUUCUUUAUGGUAGCAGACAGUGACAGGUUGUCCUGUACCCUCCAGAAUAGACAGGUGUGUCUGCCACAUGACAGACGCAGAUGUACGGUUGGUUGGUAUGGGGUCUCUCCAGGGUCCGCUCUGCAGCCCUAAUUAAAUCUAAAAGAAGACCGACAAUAAGAUGGGUUUAGGGACCCCAGGAAAUUGUCAAAUGGGUUAUAUGAAGACGAUAUGAAGUUUGUGUUUUGUUAGGUUAAUGGGAAUUAUUCUGUAUAGCACUGGUUAAAGACCAGUAUCUCCAACCCUAUCAAAAUAUAAUCAUUUGAUGCAGAAAAACUUUCCACAAUAAUUUGGACAAGUAUAAACCAUCCUCCAAAUCACACUCUUGAGUGCACUUUGAAGACCCAUUUAUGCAUCACAGAACACAGAACGUAUGUCUGACACCUAACACAGAACGUAUGUCUGACACCUAACAGAGUGUAUGUCUGACAUCUAACACAGAGCGUAUGUCUGACACCUAACACAGAGCGUAUGUCUGACACCUAACAACACAUUACAGAUAGUAACAAUUCAAUAGGCUUUCACCUGCUGUAUGCUACUUCAGCUGGCAAAUGAUCUCCAACCAGCCAAUAGGAAACCUGUGAGAAAGAUCCCUGGUAGAGACAUGUGGCUGUUCCCUCCUCCCCUCCAUGCUGUAAGAGCACAGAUAAAUGGACAGUGUUUUCCUGUUAUCCUCUUAUUGGUUUUGCCUUUUAUGUCAUGGCACCAUCCUUACAGGAAACCAUGGCAUCAGUAUAUGCCCUACUUACCACACAAGAGCUGGAAUGUCAAGAUAGAAUAGAGGACAUGAUUACCAGUAGAACUCCACAUGAAGUCAUAUCCUGGUGUAGGUUUACGGCAGGCCUGGGCCACACGUCAGGUCAGAAAGGUAGCACACAUUAUGCACUCAGCUCAGCCAGUUAAAAACGUUACCAUAACCAGGCAGUGGCACACUGAGGGAACGUAUUGUAAAACACUAAAAAACAUGUUUUCAGUAUGAUGCCACCUCUAAACCUGUUCUUUCCCUCACAGGAAGUCAACUGACUAAAUGUUGUUCAUGUACUGUGAACUGGAGGACAUGGCAAUAAAGAAUCCUUUAGAAGUGA